Pseudonaja textilis is the source of this 558-nucleotide messenger RNA. The record is from RefSeq and is a predicted model, not a curated record. NCBI's taxonomy places the organism in Eukaryota, Metazoa, Chordata, Lepidosauria, Squamata, Elapidae.
AAGGGAUGGUCUCGCUCAAUGGCCACUGCGGUCCCGUGGACUUCCUGGCAGUGGCUUUCAGCACGCUGGCCCCCGAGGUCUUGAAGAGCGACAAAGAGGAUGAAGCGGCCAACGACGGAGGCGCAUUGAUGGACGAGGCGCACCCCAGUGCUCGUUCCUCCGACGUGCCUGCUCCAGACAGUUCCUCCUCCACCAGGGAAAUCCGUAAAAAGGGCAUCCUCCUGCAGUACCGGCUCCGAUCCACCACUCACCUGCCCGGGCAGUUGCUCUCCGUGAGGGACACGCCUUCACCGGCCGGCGGGAAUUCCUUCGAACACACCGAGGAAGACGGCUCCAUCUAUGAAAUGGCGGACGAUCCGGACAUUUGGGUGCGCAGCCGGCCGUGCGCCAAGGAGUCUCAUCGGAAGGAGAUCUCCUCCCUGGCUGUGAUUUCGGGAGGAAGGGGUUACCGCAACUUCAACGCCAACGGCCGGCCUCCGUCGAGCAGCGAAAGCGACAGUACAUUACUCCUCUGGCAGGUCCCGUUGAUUUUAUAGCGCCGUCGGGUUGCGCUUGUCC